Messenger RNA from Notodromas monacha, 468 nucleotides. The record is from the annotation of a GenBank genome assembly. NCBI's taxonomy places the organism in Eukaryota, Metazoa, Arthropoda, Ostracoda, Podocopida, Cyprididae.
AUGUUGAGUUCGUGGGCAGAAGAUAACAUAUAUGAUCUUGAAAGCAGUGAGAAUCCGAUAUUAUGGACGGAGUUGAGUACCAGUAUAGUGAUCUCCGACGGGUUCACGUCCGACACUCCCCAUUCGAUGCCGGAACUGGGCGAAUCUUCCUUCAUUCCGAACGGGACUAGCUGUGAAUUCCUUCAAAUGAACCAUCGUCCUGAUGUGAUUUCGCAGUUUGACCCGAGGCACGCUGUGAUGUCUCUCGGUUUAGAUACCAGUGUCGCGUUACCCUUGGAAUUUAACCCACGUCUGGGGUCCGAUGGGUUGUCGGCGCUCGUCAAUGCCGCAACGUCCAGCAGUGGUUUAGUGGUGGCGGAUUGUCUACGUGGCUCGACGGAGAAUCUUUACCUUCCCGUGACGGAUUUCGCGGACUGUGAUAUGACGGACGAUAAGUCCAGCCAUCGUGUUGGUUUCGACGUUCAGUGA